Molecule: messenger RNA, 1293 nt
Organism: Postia placenta MAD-698-R-SB12
Lineage: Eukaryota; Fungi; Basidiomycota; Agaricomycetes; Polyporales; Adustoporiaceae
Exons: 11
Coding region: 1-1293 (430 amino acids)
Biological process (GO): L-methionine cycle
Cellular component (GO): cytosol
Molecular function (GO): adenosylhomocysteinase activity
Source: RefSeq, a predicted model, not a curated record
AUGGUCUUCAAGGUUGCUGACAUCUCUCUCGCUGCUUUCGGUCGCAAGGAGAUCGAGCUUGCUGAGAAUGAGAUGCCCGGGCUUAUGUACAUGAGGGAGAAGUACGGCGCGUCGAAGCCCUUGAAGGGCGCUCGCAUUGCCGGAUGCCUGCACAUGACCAUCCAGACAGCUGUGCUCAUUGAGACUCUGGCGGUACUCGGUGCAGAGGUAUCCUGGUCGUCUUGCAACAUCUUUUCGACUCAAGACCAUGCUGCCGCAGCCAUCGCCGCCACUGGUAUCCCUGUCUUUGCAUGGAAGGGUGAGACAGAAGACGAGUACAACUGGUGCAUCGAGCAGACCCUGUGCGCCUUCUCCAACGGCCAGCCGCUCAACAUGAUUCUCGACGACGGUGGUGACCUCACCACCCUCGUGCACGAGAAGUACCCGCAGUACCUCUCCGCUGUCCGCGGCCUGUCCGAGGAGACGACCACUGGUGUCCAUCACCUGUACCGUAUGAUGAAGGAAGGCAAGCUCAAGGUCCCGGCUAUCAACGUCAACGACUCUGUGACCAAGUCCAAGUUCGACAACUACUACGGCUGCCGCGAGUCGCUUGUUGACGGUAUCAAGCGUGCGACCGAUGUCAUGCUUGCUGGCAAGGUCGCAGUCGUCGCCGGGUUCGGUGACGUUGGCAAGGGCUGCGCGCAAUCACUCACUGCAUACGGCGCUCGCGUUAUCGUGACUGAGAUUGACCCCAUCAAUGCUCUCCAGGCUGCGAUGGCUGGUUACGAGGUCACCACCAUGGAGGAUGCUGCUGCCCGCGGCAACGUCUUCGUCACCACCACCGGUAACCGUGACAUCAUCACCGGCAAGCACUUCGCAGUCAUGCCUGAAGAUGCCAUCGUCUCGAACAUUGGUCACUUCGAUGUCGAGAUUGAUGUUGCGUGGCUGAAGGCCAACGCUAAACAGUGCGUUAACAUCAAGCCCCAGGUCGACCGUUACACCAUGGCCAACGGUCGUCAUAUCCUGCUGCUCGCUGAGGGCCGUCUUGUCAACCUCGGUUGUGCCACGGGCCACCCGUCUGCGGUCAUGUCCUUCUCGUUCACGAACCAGGUCCUUGCCCAGAUCGCCCUCUGGACGAACAACGCUGCGUUCCCGCUCGGCGUUCACAUGCUUCCCAAGGAGCUCGAUGAGGAGGUCGCGCGUGCGCACCUCGAGAAGCUCAAUGUGAAGCUUACUGUGCUCUCUUCCGAGCAGUCCAAGUACCUCGACAUUCCUGUCAGCGGGCCGUACAAGCCUUCGCACUACCGCUACUAG